AUGGCCGACAAGAUGUCUAUCGACAAGACUCAGCACGCUCCGAACGACCACCGUCACCUGCAGCACCAGCAGCUUCACGAGGAUAGCGAUGAUUCCCUUGGUUCCUCUCCAGACGGCGGGCAGGCUACCCCUGCCGCAUCCGUGAGCAAUGUUGCUGUAUCGCUCGCUCCUCAAGAUGGUCAACAACCCAAACGCAAGGGUGGCCGCAAGCCCAUCUAUGCGACGUCUGAAGAACGCAAACAACGCAACAGACAGGCUCAAGCUGCCUUCCGAGAGCGUCGAACCGAAUACAUCAAGCAGCUCGAGGAGACUAUUCGAGUCCACGAGACGAACUUGCACAGUCUCCAGACUGCACACCGCACUGCUGCCGAUGAAUGUCUCAUGCUGAGAUACAAGAACUCUCUACUGGAGCGUAUUCUCCUCGAGAAGGGCAUCGAUGUCCAGGCUGAACUCCGCGCGAAAACUGGUAGCCCUAACCUGGGGCCUACCCAUAUGCCUCAGAACCUUGUGCAACCACCCCCUAUCCAACGGGCGAUUAUGAACCGCCACCACCAGUCACGUCGGUCGAAUGCAAGCAUAGCCCCAAAGGCUGAACCUCCAGUGAGCCUGCCAACGCCCCACAGGACAACAGCCUCUCCAAAGAGCCGCCCAACGCCUCCUUCUCACAGUAGUUCACCCAAGAACCAUACCACAUCUGGCUUCUCACCUGCUGCAUCUGACACAAUGUCGAUGAGGGGAGGUGUGCAUGGCAUGUCGCGCCAGCCUAUUCACGCGAUGCCGCCAACAUCGCAACAAUCCAGGCACCCUCCUCCGCCACAGGCUCAAGGCGGCCGUCACGGCCCAGCGAACUCUGGAGCAUCAUAUUACCCCACCCCGGCAUUCCAAAACCACAUUGAGCAGCUUGAGCAAGAAUAUGAUGCCCAAGCUGAUAUGGUCGACGAUUCUGAGAUGGAUACGCCAGGUGGACCUGGCCCUUACCCUUCAAGCUUCCAUCACGAGGCACCCCAUGUGCUCUCACCAGCCUCCAACGGGCCAGGGCAUCAUCACGGACUGCCUCAGCAGCACCACGAACCCCAACACCAUGGACAGACGCCGCAGGGACAAUAUCCUUCCAUGACACAACUUCUGGAUCAGAACCUCGAUUGGGACCCAUUCGGGCUGAGUGCCAGCAUGGCAUUUCCCUCUCAGUCAUAUACCGUUGACCAGGCCAACAUGAGGUGA
Molecule: messenger RNA, 1221 nt
Organism: Clonostachys rhizophaga
Lineage: Eukaryota; Fungi; Ascomycota; Sordariomycetes; Hypocreales; Bionectriaceae
Source: the annotation of a GenBank genome assembly